UGUGGUCGCGCGCUCGGCGCAGUAGAGGGCGACAGAACCGCGGCCUACUUUUAACGGCUUGUAAGCGUCGCAAUUCCAGAUCUCCUCCAGAGGAUUCAGAGACAGGCCCGCCAUCAUCCCCAGGCCCCUGCUCUCCACAGACAGCUGAUGGCAUUUGCAUCACGUGCAACGUCAACACUCAGGAGGGACGUCGCUCUCGGUUGGCUCUCCAUGGAGCUGAAUCACGACGAUAAGCAUCUCCUGCACAGCGUCCUGAACCCAGCGCCAGUGUCCUUGAAGGCUUUUCUUGAAAAAGAUGUGUUGUCGUGGUUGCAGUAUGUCAAUACCAGCGCACCCAUCUGUGCGAUAAGCAUAGAGCUGUAUCUGUGAGCAGAACAAGACUGCAGGUAAAGAUGAUGUGCGAAGUGAUGCCCACGAUCAGCGAGGACACGGCGAUGAGCCAGCGGGGCUCCCAGAGCAGCGCCUCUGACCCCGACUCGCACUUUGAGCAGCUGAUGGUGAACAUGCUGGACGAGAGAGACCGUCUGCUGGACACCCUGAGAGAGACGCAAGAAAGCCUGGCCCUCGCCCAGCAGCACCUGCAGGACGUCAUCUACGACCGGGACUCGCUGCAGCGGCAGCUCAGCUCCGCACUGCCACAGGAGUUUGCCGCCUUGACGAAAGAGUUGAACGCCUGCAGGGAACAGCUGCUGGAGAAGGAGGAGGAGAUUUCAGAACUGAAGGCCGAGAGGAACAACACCAGACUGCUGUUGGAGCAUUUGGAGUGUUUGGUUUCUAGACAUGAGCGUUCCCUGCGCAUGACGGUGGUCAAACGACAAGCCCAGUCUCCAUCUGGGGUCUCCAGUGAGGUGGAGGUCCUCAAAGCCCUCAAGUCCCUCUUUGAGCACCACAAAGCCCUGGAUGAGAAGGUACGAGAGAGGUUGCGGGUGUCACUAGAGAGGGUCUCCGCAUUGGAGGAGGAGUUGGCCGCAGCCAAUCAGGAGAUUGUGGCCUUAAGAGAGCAGAAUGCCCACAUUCAGAGGAAGGUGGCGUCAGGAGAAGGGGCAGAGGACUUGUUGGAGGGGACAGAUGCUCAGAAAGUCCAUGGCAAGCGGCUGUCUAAUGGGUCGAUGGAGUCGGGGGAUGAGGCCAGUCAGGUGGUGGAGCUGCAGGAGCUGCUGGAGAAGCAGAACUACGAGCUGGCACAGAUGAAGGAGCGCAUGUCCUCGCUGUCCUCCCGAGUGUCCGAGGUGGAGCAGGAGCUGGAGACGGCUCGAAAAGACCUCAUCAAGAGCGAAGACAUGAACAACAAGUACCAGAGGGAUAUAAAAGAGGUGCAGUAUAGUGCUAUGUGUCAGAAAGAAGACAUGGAGGAACGGAUCGUGACUCUUGAGAAGCGCUAUCUCAGUGCCCAGAGAGAGUCCACCUCACUACAUGACAUCACAGACAAGCUGGAGAACGAACUGGCCAAUAAGGAGGCGUUCCUCAGACAGAUGGAGGAGAAGAACAGGCAGUUACAGGAGCGGCUGGAGUUGGCAGAACAGAAGCUCCAGCAGACCAUGAGGAAAGCUGAGACUCUGCCUGAAGUCGAGGCUGAGCUAGCACAGAGGAUAGCAGCUCUCACCAAGUCUGAUAUGGAAGCUAAACUCCAGGACAUGAACUGCAGUCUGAGGAAGGCGGAGGAGAGACAUGGCAGUAUAGAGGAACGUAUGAGACAUUUAGAGGGACAGCUGGAGGAGAAGAACCAGGAACUGCUCAGGGCUCGACAGAGAGAGAAGAUGAAUGAGGAACACAACAAGCGUCUGUCGGACACCGUGGACAGACUCCUGACGGAGUCGAAUGAACGUUUACAGCUUCACCUGAAAGAGAGAAUGGCCGCUCUUGAGGAGAAGAACGUGUUAAUACAAGACUCUGAUAACUACAGGAAGCAGCUAGAAGACUCCAUACAAGAAAAGUCUCAUCUCUCGGAGGAGAUCGAGAAAAUGAGAUCUGAACUGGAUCAGUACCGAUUGAGGGCCGGAUCCCUUACUGAGCCCACGCUGUCACGGUCUCAUCUGGAUGCAUCAGGAGAUCUGCGUUUCUCUCUGGGUUCUCUUGCCGAGACUCAAUCGGACCAUUAUCGCUCCACCAAGGUGAUCCGCAGGCCAAGGAGAGGACGCAUGGGGCUACGUAGGGACGAACAGAAGGCUAAGUCUCUGGGAGAGCAUGAAUGGCGCUCUCAGCAACUUGGCGUUCUGGGCGGCCACCCGUUCGAGAGCGACACUGAGAUGUCAGAUAUAGAUGACGACGACAGAGAGACCCUUUUCAGUUCGAUGGAUCUACUGUCUCCUGGAGGACAUUCCGAUGCUCAGACUUUGGCAAUGAUGCUGCAAGAACAACUGGAUGCCAUCAAUAAAGAGAUCCGGCUGAUCCAGGAAGAGAAAGAGUCGACAGAACUGAGGGCAGAGGAAAUCGAGAACCGCGUGGCCAGCGUGAGCCUGGAGGGGCUGAACCUGGCGCGGAUGCACCAUCCUGGAGCCUCCAUCACUGCCUCGGCCACCGCAUCCUCCCUCGCCUCCUCCUCCCCUCCUAGCGGACACUCCACCCCCAAACUCACCCCGCGCAGCCCUGCCCGAGACAUGGAGCGCAUGGGGGUCAUGACACUGCCCAGUGACUUGCGGAAACACAGGAGAAAGAUCGCAGCGGUGGACGAGGACGGUCGAGAGGACAAGGCCACCAUCAAAUGCGAGACCUCGCCACCUCCCACACCUCGCCAAGUCCGCAUGACCCACACGCUGCCUGCUUCUUCGCACAAUGACGCACGCCUGACAGCUGCAUUAGAGACGGAGGCCAGUGCUCUGAGCAGCGUAGCCAGCAGUCAAGACUCCCUCCAUAAACAGCCAAAGAAGAAGGGCAUCAAGUCCUCCAUCGGACGCCUGUUUGGGAAGAAAGAGAAGGCCAGACUGGGGCAGCUGGGGAAAGAGAUUAUGGGACCAGGACAAGUAGGGAAUGUAUCCGAUCCUGAGCUUCUAGGUCAGGAUAUUGCUGUGGGAAAGCUGGGAACGCAGGCAGAGAAAGAUCGCAGGCUUAAAAAAAACGGACACGAGUUGUUGGAAGAAGCCAGAAGAAAAGGGUUACCUUUUGCUCAGUGGGACGGUCCUACAGUUGUUGCGUGGUUAGAGCUUUGGCUAGGGAUGCCAGCGUGGUAUGUCGCAGCUUGUCGUGCCAACGUAAAAAGCGGCGCCAUCAUGUCGGCCCUGUCGGACACGGAGAUCCAGAGAGAGAUCGGCAUCAGCAAUCCUCUGCACCGCCUCAAACUGCGCCUGGCCAUCCAGGAGAUGGUCUCGCUCACCAGCCCUUCAGCUCCUCCUACAUCUAGAACCCCGUCGGGUAAUGUGUGGGUAACCCACGAGGAAAUGGAGACCCUUGCCGCCCCCUCCAAAACGAAAUCAGAGUCAGAGGAGGGGAGCUGGUCCCAGACGCUGGCAUACGGGGACAUGAACCACGAGUGGAUAGGGAACGAGUGGCUGCCCAGUCUAGGUCUACCUCAGUACCGCAGCUACUUCAUGGAGUGUUUGGUGGAUGCACGCAUGCUGGACCACCUCACCAAGAAAGACCUCCGAGUGCAUUUAAAGAUGGUGGAUAGCUUUCACAGAACCAGUCUGCAGUACGGCAUCAUGUGCCUAAAGAAGCUCAACUACGACAGGAAGGAGCUAGAGAGACGCAGAGAGAGCAGCCAGCAUGAGAUAAGAGACGUGCUGGUGUGGACUAACGAGCGCGUGAUUCGCUGGGUCCAGAGCAUCGGUCUCCGUGACUACGCCAACAUCCUGUUAGAGAGCGGCGUGCACGGGGCGCUCAUAGCACUCGACGACAACUUUGACUACAGCAGCCUGGCCCUACUGCUGCAGAUCCCCAACCAAAACACUCAGGCUAGACAAAUUCUGGAAAGAGAGUACAACAAUCUGCUGGCGCUGGGAACGGAGAGACGAUUAGAUGAGUGUGACGAGAAGGACUUCCGAGGACCGUCGUGGAGGAGGCAGUUUCCUCGCCGGGACAUCCACGGGAUCAGCAUGAUGCCCGGCUCAGCAGAGACCCUGCCCGCCGGCUUUCGCCUCACUGCCACCUCCGCACACUCACGCAGACUGCCACCAGAGGUCCUGUAUGAGGCGAUGGACGACAGUCCUGACGACAUGUAUUUGGACUGGUUUCAAGUUGGACCGUCGGCGGUACAGCGUCUGGACAGCUCCACUGUGAGGACCUACUCUUGCUGAGACAACAUCAAUACUAUAAGCUAGUCGUACCUUAAAGUUGGCCUGAACAAACUAUUGCGACGACACACACUGCCAAGAGAACAACAGAAGGCCACGGAGGACAGGGCCAGGAGCCUGGGGCCGAACGAGCCGAGGCCUCGACCCGGGCGUCCGCCGAUGUGCUCUCGCUCUUUCUGUCUUUCACGCCACGCGGCUCCUUCGGCUUAAGUACUGUGUAUUUCUUCUACAGGGGAUGUGUAGGUUCAACUGUAAAUCACUAUAAAUAAAGCUGUUUUAUAUAUAAAGACAUAAAUAUAAAGAAAUAUAUAUGCAUACACACAUCUGUAUAAAAAGAUCACACGUUUGUGCACAUUGCGUCCUUUAACGUCAUGGUUUUAAACGAUGCUGCUGUUUUAACUUUUCGCCUACGCCCCGGAGACACUUUGGAAAUGCUGUUACUUUUUAUUCAUUCACUCGUGCGUUUUGAGGUUCCUCCCACCGAAAGCCGUCAAAGAGUUUACGCCAGUUCCUCACUUCUAACUCUAUGACGCCCCGUUUAUCGGUUUCAGGUGCAGGUCUGAUCUUAACCUAAAAAAAAAAAAAACAACAACACAAAAACACCUACUCAACAAAUGAGUCAAAUUUGUAGGAUUUGGUGAAAUGGCUUUCACAGGCCUUUGGGAUAUUAGCCUACAUGUCAAAAAUAUUCCUCUUAAACUGGAUCGUGAAAAGCAGGUAGCUACUACAUAAAACAUUCGCAAUGUCAUUUAACAUUGAAUUGGAAGAAACUAAACUCCUGAAAGACGCUACAGAAAAACAAUUCUUACAGCACGUAAUCCAUGUCCAUUCAUCCAUGUCGAGCGGAUGAGGAGCCUUUAGACCUAUUUUCAUCCGCUUGACAUGAUUACAUGAUUUGAAACUUUCUGAAACUUUCGCCAAUCGAUCCUUCACUAAGUCGCAUUAUAGAGCAAUUGGGAUAUUCUCUCACUUCGUACACAUGCCUUUCUUAUUGUUUGGUUAAAAAAAAAAAAAAAAAAAAAAAAAGAACGUAAAACGCCAAUUGUUUCCCGUCAUGAGUAGCACAAAAUGUACCGCCGGAGCGCUCGUCUUGGACUACGAAACGCAAAUCUCUCGCCACGCCUGUUUGCCGAUAGGCUGGCCUCGUUUGGAGAGUGUCCGAACAAACCGCUGAAGGACAGGCUUAGCUCGUAGUGAAAGUAGACUUACUUGCUGUGACUUACUUUGGUGUAAAAAUGUUUCCGUUCGAGACGCGGGGGACGUCUGUUGUACAGCCCUCCACCUCCCGUCUUUUGGUUAUAUCAGACACUUCGACGGUUUGUACGUCCCUGUUUUGCACGCGCAGAGAAUCAUUUUAUUUUGUGUCCAUUUUUUUUUAUUUAUUACUGAUUGUAUUUUGGUCAAAACUAUGUGGUGAUCAAACAACUUUUCAUUGUCAAUAAAAAAAAAAAAAAAAAAAAGUACAGUCAAAAAGGUUGCUGUUUUUACAACGCAUUUCCUCAAGCUACACGACGUUACACCUUCAUUGACUAACAGAAUCUUAAUUUCAUGCGUUACAAGAUGAAUCUCAUACUAACUCUCAAUACUGCCCAGGUUAUAUACAACCAAUCAGAAAGAGAACAUUUUACUUAAGACCACAGAGAUCAUUAUUAUAUUGUUUUACCCCUUAACUGUCAAACAAUACAUUGUGAAUAUAUGUCAAUAACAUUUCAAAUUCUAACAUUUAAACACUAAACAAUUGUUGGUGCUUUGACAGUUAGGGGUACAACAAAAAUUAUGCUACAAUAUAAUAUAAAAAUGGCCUUCAUUUUAUUUUCUUUUACACAAAAUAUAUCUCACUAUAUAUAUAUAUAUAUAUAUAUAUAUAUAUAUAUAUAUAUAUAUAUAUAUAUAUAUAUAUAUAUAUAUAUAUAUAUAUAUCUUACUUUUUCUACUCAAAAUCAAGUAUUUGAUUAUUUAAACAUGUUAACUACUGAUCAUAUUUGGUCCAAGUUAUGCAAAAAAAAAUCUUUGUAAGUUAUGUUCAAGCACAAAUUACAUU
This is a messenger RNA of Puntigrus tetrazona (Sumatra barb), 6267 nucleotides long. RefSeq names its product PTPRF interacting protein alpha 2 (gene ppfia2). Lineage: Eukaryota; Metazoa; Chordata; Actinopteri; Cypriniformes; Cyprinidae. Gene Ontology annotation, cellular component: presynaptic active zone. The record is from RefSeq and is a predicted model, not a curated record. The coding region runs from base 393 to 4229 and encodes 1278 amino acids. The transcript is spliced from 36 exons. Gene Ontology annotation, biological process: synapse organization. Gene Ontology annotation, molecular function: protein binding.